Molecule: messenger RNA, 4734 nt
Organism: Dendrobium catenatum
Lineage: Eukaryota; Viridiplantae; Streptophyta; Magnoliopsida; Asparagales; Orchidaceae
Exons: 10
Coding region: 125-4270 (1381 amino acids)
Biological process (GO): negative regulation of DNA-templated transcription
Molecular function (GO): acyltransferase activity, transferring groups other than amino-acyl groups; transcription corepressor activity
Source: RefSeq, a predicted model, not a curated record
GGAACCUAUAAGAUACAAAUCCCUCUAUAUAAAUGCCGUUCUCUCCAGAUUUGUUAAAAUUUUUUGGCUUUCUAGCGGCCUCCGUACCCUCGCUUCUCUUGCGGAUCGCCGUCUGUCCACGGCAAUGGCGGCCGACGAGGAAUCGCCGAGUAUGAGGAAGACGACGGAUCGUGGCGUCAAGAAGCUUCUUCCUGGCGAGAAAGUCGAGGUACUAUAUUCUGAAGAAGGGCUCAAGGGAUCUUGGCAUUUUGGUGUGAUCAUUGAUUGUGGAAUGUUUUCUCGUACUGUGGAGCUUACUGAUCUUUUGAAUGAAGACAAUUGUUCAAAGGUUGUUGACAUAGUCCGUGUGUCAGCUGCUAUAGAGGGUUUGAAAAGAAACACCUCAAAAUUACAUCGUAACUGGAUAAGACCAGUACCUCCUAAAGACAGAAUAAAGGCAACUGAGCUUAUAUAUGGGCUUUGUGUUGAUGCCUUUGUGGAUGAUGCUUGGUGGGAAGGUGUAGUUUUUGAUCACAAUGAGGGCUCCUUGGAACGGCUGGUCUUUUUUCCCGACCAAGGAGAUCAGCAAGUUGUUAAUUUUAAAAAGCUUCGUAUCACCCAGGAAUGGAAUGAAGCUUCCGGACAUUGGAAACAUCGUGGACUGUGGCUGUUUCUUCAAGUUAUCCAAAAUUUUGAGCUGGAAGGUCCAUUGCCUGUCUCUGUUAGGGAAAUAUGGUAUGACUUAAGAAGCAUGAAUUCAUUCUUAGAAAAGAUUGGAGUGUGGAUUUCUGGAUCGAAAUUGAUGUGGCAUGAAUUGGUAGCAGAGUUAAUACAAGAACUUCAAUCUGUAGUUAACGGUCUUCCAGUUGAAUUAUCAACUUUUCGUGAGGAGUUAUGUGAAAACCCUAGGAAUUUUGAUGCUAUAGAUUGUUCACGGGAAUUUCUUCCUGUUUCAGAUGGAAAAUUUGUCGUGGUAAAUGGUGGAAUGAGUUCUGGUCCUGCAAGUAAUUUUCCUGAAUUAUUGAAUCCUAAGGAUCAGUCCUCAUGCGAUAGCGAUGCCUUUAAAACCCAUGUUACUUGGCGUUUCUUUCAUGAAGGGUCACAAAGAGAAGCUUCAACCGAAGAGGUUUGCAGGGAACAAGUUAUUAUCUUGUCCAGUGGAAAUGAUCCAAAUAACACACAAGAUUCUAGCCCUCAUGGGAAACAACUUGAUUAUAGUUUGAAGCAUGCAUCCAUUGAUGGAAUGCAUUGUGAACCUUAUGAAAAGGUUCUUGAUGGUUCCCAAAAGAUGGCACAGACCAACUGCCAAAACUCUACUUUUGUCUCUAAUAAAUUGGCUGGCCAGAAUCAAGGGGUUGAAUCCAAAGAUGGCACUUUUAAUAUCACUGCCUUGGGAAACUUUAAAACAUGGCAGCUUAUGGAAGUUCAAGCUGAAAAUUGUGCUGAAGCAAUACCUUUAUAUUUAAAUGAUAAAAAAUUUGGAGAUGAUGCUCCGAGAAGGUCAAAAUCACAUGAAAAAGAGCUUAGCUCACUAAGGCUUAAAGCAAAAAGGCAUCUUGUAGCUUUAGGGUGGAAUAUUGAAGCUAGAAGAGAGCGUGGGAGUUUAAGGGUUCGUUUUGUGUCACCAAAGGGUCGCUGCUAUUCUUCCCUUCGUAGUGCUUGCUUUGGUUUGUUAGGGAGGCAGCCAGAAAAUAAUAGAAGACAGAAGUUGAAUAAAUUAAAGAGUUUAGACGGCUUCCAUUUUGUCCCAAGUUCUUAUGAGCUUCUUUCAAUGAACAAUGGGGGUGAAACAAAAUAUGGUCCACAUGAGAAUAUUCUCAAUGUAUUUCUUCCUGUCACGAAGAAACAUAAAAUCAAAGACUCUAGACACGCUACUAAGCUGAAUGUGGCUAAUGGAGAUACAAAAACAAAAACAAAUCUUCAGAGGAAGCGUAGGCUGGUAUCUGAGGCGACAAGAUCUGAUGAGACAUCAAAUAAUUGUUUUAUGAAUGAAAAAUCAAGAUGUGAUUUUAUUGGUAAGAGGCACACUAAUGUUGGUUGUUCUUCCUCAAAGAAAAGAGAUUUGGUAUCGAAAGUUUCUAAAAAAAAGUUUCCUAUGCAUAAGGAUAUUGAACCAGAGAAUUUUCCAGGAGCAGUAACGCAAUAUGUUAACUACAGGAAUUUGAGGCGUAUGUCUGGGAAGAAACAGUCUUCUGUGAAUUUUAGUAUUUUAAAAUUAAAUGCUAAGAAGAAUCUUUUCUCUGUGGGGUGGAGGGUUUGGAAAACAAAUUCUGCAUUAUUGUAUGUUUCUCCCAGUGGCAAGCCCUUUCCUUCUCUUUACUCAGCCUGCAAGGCCUGUUUGGAAGAAGAAAACCAUGGGGUUGGUGCUUCAAGAUCUCUUUUAAAUGGAAGAAUUAGAAGAAGACUAGAGUACAUGUCUAGGGAGAGGAAACCUUUGAAUAAUGAUAAUAAACUUUUGAGAAGAGUUUGCCGAUGUUCUACCACAAUGUCCGAUGAAAACUUCCAAGAAACUUUCAACCUAUUACAGAAUUGUGUUGAAAAAGGUUGCACUGACUCAAACAGAUCUACUGAAUUGGCGGCAUGUAGUUUUUCUCAAAUGCUUUCAAAAGAAUGCAGAUCUAAGAAGAGAAGAAUGGCUUCUUCUGCAUGCAAAUGUUUAGAUCAGAGAUCUAAGAAGAGAAGAAUGGCUUCUUCUGCUUGCCAAUGUUUAGAUCAGAAAUUUUUGAGACACUCAGCUUGUUGCUCCACUGCUUGUGAGAAAUUAGAAAGGAGGGAGACAUCACCGGCUGUUGUCAGGAAACGUCGUCGUUUGACAAGUACUUCCUCUUGUCGUGUUCGUCCAAGCAAAAGAUCACGAGAGGUUGAUGCAUUGUCUACCAGCCAGCAUGUCUCUAGAACAGUUUUGUCUUUAUUGAUUGAAAAUGAUAUAGUACUACCAAGGCAGAAGGUUAUGUAUAUUUGCAAAAAUGAUGGUCAUAUUAUGAUGGAAGGACGAAUAACUCGUGAAGGGAUUAAGUGCAAAUGCUGUUCAAAAGUAUACUCUCUCUCAAAUUUUGAGUUACAUGCCGGAAGCACUUUGGGACGUCCAGCUGCAAACAUAUUUCUAAAAGAUGGAAGAUCCUUAUCGCAGUGCCAGAUGCAGAUGCAGAGUUCUGAAAUUUUGGAGGGCUUCCAACGCUCGCGACAAAAAAGUGACUAUUCCAUCUAUGAGAGUGAUAGCAUUUGCUCUGUUUGCCAUGAUGGUGGCUCAUUAAUCCUAUGUGAUCAUUGUCCUUCAUCAUUUCACCUAGAUUGUGUUGGCUUAAAGGAUGUGCCUGAUGAUAAAUGGUUUUGUCCAUCCUGUCGUUGCCACAUUUGUGGUGAGAGUGAAUUUAACCCUGAUGCUGAACAAUUUACAGAUAAAACAAUGUUGUAUUGUGAUCAGUGUGAGCAUGAAUACCAUGUUGGAUGCAUGAGAAAAAGAGGAUGGAGAAGUUUAAAGUCAUGCCCAACUGGAAAUUGGUUUUGUAGUCAAAGUUGUUCAAAGAUAUUUCUUGAUCUCCGGAAGCUUGUAGGAAUAUCUAAACCGACUGCUGUUGAAGGUUUGUCAUGCACCAUUUUGAGAUCUGGCAGAGAUUAUAGGGCUGGCUGUCAUCAGUUUGAUUCUGAGGUACAGGCUGAACAUCAUAGCAAGCUCUGUGUUGCACUCAAAGUACUUCAUGAAUGCUUUGUGACUAUAAUCGAACCCCGUACACAGAGUGAUAUUGUUGCAGAUAUUCUUUUCAGUAAAGAGUCAGAACUAAAACGAUUGAACUUUUAUGGAUUUUAUGCUAUGCUUUUAGAGAAGGGAGAUGAGCUGAUAUCUGUGGCCACAUUCAGGAUCUAUGGUGGAAAGGUAGCUGAAAUGCCACUUGUUGGCACUCGUAUUAAAUAUCGUCGACAAGGAAUGUGCCGUCUUCUAUUAGGUGAAAUUGAGAAGCUACUUGUUUCAGUUGGAGUGGAAAGAUUUCUACUACCGGCGGUGCCUCAGCUUCUUGAAACAUGGACUUCUUCAUUUGGAUUUGAUAAAAUGAGCAACACUGAUAGGUUGAAUCUUUUGGACUACUCUGUUCUGAAUUUUGAGGACACUACAAUGUGCCAAAAAGUCUUGAGGGUAGCGCCAAUGGCUGACUCUAAACCAAUAGAUAAUUGCAACAGCAACAUCAACAAUACAGAUUCCGACAAUCACGAACAAGCUCGCAAGGUUGUUUUAGCAUUACCGUGUUUUGUCAACAAGUACAGUCCUUUGCCUACUGCAACUAGAACUCAUUGAACAGACAAAGCCAACAAACUUCCUGUGCAAAUUCCUGAACCAAACUGCAGUAGAAUGUAUUUCGAAUAAUAAGCCGAUGAGGUAAUGCUACAGCAUGUUCUUGGAUCUGGAAUUGGGCUAGCACUUCAAGCUCUCUACAAGCAGAAUAUAUCAGUUCAAAGGCAUCUAUUUCAGGUCAAAAGUGAUUAUUUUUUUAUUGGUGCUGAGUGAUGAAGUGAGGAUGCUUUGUUUUAGAAAAAAGAUGAUUUUGUACAGUUUGAGAGAACUCUUAGAUUAGGUUGUUUAUAUUGUUUGGCAUGCUUUUUAUUCCUUUGGUUCAUUCCUGUACCAAUGUGGUGGAAUGUAAAUUUUGGUAGGAAGGGUACUUUUUUACUGCUUUCAAGAUGUAGGCGGCUUUAGCAUGAGGAGUCAUAUUUGUCACCUUGUUAACUGAAAUUUUCAUUGGGGGUUCAUUUCUGCUCUAA